This is a messenger RNA of Closterium sp. Yama58-4, 759 nucleotides long. The record is from the annotation of a GenBank genome assembly. NCBI's taxonomy places the organism in Eukaryota, Viridiplantae, Streptophyta, Zygnematophyceae, Desmidiales, Closteriaceae.
AUGGCGUUCGCUGCUUCGCUCCCGCUCUCUCACAGGGCUAGCGUCGACGGGCUUUGCCGCGCCCCUGGAACCGCGACGCCACUAACAAGCACGUUUCCUGCAUCUCGCAGCGCCAGCGGGAUGCUCACGCUACCCCCGUGCUCGGCGUUUCGCGGUGAAGCGAGCGCGAAGGGAGCGGCGGAAGAGCGAGAAAGGACCGCUGCGGGCACAGUUGCGACUCGGAGCGCGGGCGCGCCGGAGGCAGUUGGGAUGAGCCGGCGCGUUUUGCUGAUAGGAAGCGGCGUGGCGACAGCCGUUGGACCGUGGUUCUCAGGCGACGCGGCGCGCGCAGCUGACGUGGCUCCCCAAAGGUACUACAAAACUCCCUCCGGUGCCACAGUCGAAGAGGUAUACGAGGGACAGGGCGAGGCGGCCACAGCAGGAGAUGCAGUGACUGUGCACUAUGUGUGCCGUAGAUCGAAUGGCUAUUUCGUCGCCAGCACCAUUGACCCAGUGGGAGGGGAUGCGGACCCUAUAGACCUGCUGCUAGGGCAAGGCCAGGUGAUCCAAGGUCUAGAGGAGGCGGUGCAGGGAAUGAGAGCAGGAGGCAAGCGCAGGGUGCUCGUCCCCCCCGCACUGGGCUACAUCAGACCAGACAUGCAGCCGCAACCCAAGGAUUAUUUCCGUCAGCGUGCAUUGGCAGCACACGUGAAGGAGCCACUGAUAUUUGAAGUGCAGCUCGUCAAAGUGAAACCCGGGGCUGCUGCUACUGCUGUGUAA